Messenger RNA from Amphimedon queenslandica, 732 nucleotides. RefSeq lists its product as uncharacterized. The annotation marks the transcript as partial. NCBI's taxonomy places the organism in Eukaryota, Metazoa, Porifera, Demospongiae, Haplosclerida, Niphatidae. The transcript has 2 exons. The record is from RefSeq and is a predicted model, not a curated record.
GCUGCUGAUCUACCAGAGAUUCCUCCUCCACCUUCCUAUGAUGAUUUGGACACCACUACUGAUCCUGUCAUUGAACCCAGUACUGAGUAUAAUACUGUGUCUUCUCAGGCUGCACCAAAUGAAUGUUUUUAUUUUGAAGCUGAAAAAGUAUCACAAAUCACUGAAACUAACACCCUUUGUGUUUUACCACCAGUUGAACAACCAAGAGAUGGUUAUGAGGAUCACUCAAGUCGUUGUUUUGAAUAUCACCCAACGCCAAUGGUGGUAUUCAACAGUGAAGGUAAUUAUGAAUCUACUUCUCUUCCUGUUUCGGCAUUUGUUGAUCAAAAUAAUACCAAUAUUGCUGCUGUUUCUACACAAGUUGAAGAAAAGACUUUUCUCUUUCAUGAUUCAUAUGAUGAUUGGACUAAAAUGUCACUUGAAAAUGAUGAGGAAUCUGGUCAUUCUGAUGUAUUAAUAGCUCCUCAUAUUGUAGUAUUAGUGCAUGAAUUUGAUAUAGGAGAUAUUGAUGUAAAGAAGAAUGAAAAUGAGCCAGCUUUAGUGAGGAUGAAUGACAAAAUUGAUGAUUUUGAUAUUACUGCUAUCACCAUUGCCUAUCCUCUUGGUACAGCAUUUUCAAUGACAAGCAUUGCAACAACAAAAAUGAAACACUUUAACAAGAUGCUGUACAUAGCAGCAACUGGGGGCCAACCUGAAUUCAACUUUGAAUAGAGUGCAAAUAUCCAGUUUAUU